AUGAAUUCCGAUCAUGAAAAUAGGCGACAAAUUCCCAAGUUGAGGUUGGAAUUGCCACCUUUGUGUCGGAGUAGAAGUCGUAGCAACGAUUUUGACUCGACGUCGGGUGGGGGCUUUAGAAAGCGGCAUUCGAAAAGUCACUCCCAAGAUUCCAUAACCUUCCGCACUGGUUGCAAUGGUCGAAAUGGAAUUCUUGAUGAGCAAAGCAGUGAUUCUUACUUCCAAAGGCUUUGCACUCUUCCUCCAACGGAACACCUUCCGAUGAGGGAUAUAUCACUCAGAGAAGCUGGUCGUAACAUUUUAUAUGCAUUUUCUCAAGUGCAUAAAGCUUUAAGACAAUUCAUUCGAUUCACCGGCAAUGAAAGGAUCUUUGCGCCCGAACUCAACAAGGCAAGCACCCUGAUAACACAGUUGAGUGCGGCGUUGCAAAGGUUUGACACGUUAGCUUUACAAACCGCACCGGACGCAUUUCAUUGGUCCCGAUUGCUCAUGUCAAUUCAAGAAAAUCUAUCGUGUUUUAAGAGUCUCAUGGAAUCGCUGAGAAAACGUCUAAAGUCUCUAACUCAAUCUUACGAAAAUAUUCGAUAUUCUCGCACCCUUCUUCUGACCUUUCAUGGAACCGUGGCUGAUAUCAAAUUCGCGUGGGAACACCUAUUUCCAUUAUUGAAUGAUUACACUCCGUAUACAGGACCUGCGUCACGCGCAAGAUCGAGUUCACGAUCAAAUAGUAUCAACACACCACCCUACUCCUCUGGGUCCCCUAAUGGUUCCUAUUUUAAUGGAGCGAUCACAACACCCACUGCCUAUCCAUAUGCUGUCAACAACGAUGCACCAUUUCCGGCUCCCGUGAUUGAGCGGCUUAUACUGCUAUCGGAAAAUUCGAUUAAAGCGGUAGAAUUCGUUUUGAAGCAUUUGUGUGAGCAGAUAGGCAACGAACUUUCCCCAUCUAUUAACGAAGAUGCAUCACGGCCAUCAUCUCCUAUAAAGAAUAAGAUGAUGGAGAUGAAAUUACACGUAAAAUACGUAUCCGAGGCAACCGAUCGAUUAAAAAAAUCUCUGACCGUAUUCAAAUUUUCUACAGCGCAGAAAGAAAACUCCAGUAUUCAGUUCAAAUUAUACAAGGAUACCAUCUCAUUUCUUCAGAAAACGGUAAAGAUGUCGACCAUGGCCAAGGAAAUUUCUCAAGAAUGGAAAUUGGAUGGCAAAAUUAUGUCGGGGUUGGGACAGGUGACGAAGACUAAUAUAAAGUUGGCCAAUCUUUUGCGUUCAGUAGAGGAGGUCCCGUCAAUGGUGGACGAUGGAAGUUCUCCAAAUCAACUAUCACCAAAUCCGAUGGCGGUUCCUAAAAAGAUUGUUAAGAUCGAACGCGAGGAAGACGAUGCUGUGGACGACAAAGAAUAUAAUUUAGAAAACAAUUACAAACUAGAUGGUUACAAUAUUUUUCACGAAAACAGCGCAAUGGAAAACGGGAAGCGUGAGGGAAAACAAGCCCUUCUGUUCGCUGAACCCGAAGAAACUAUUAUUACCGACGAAUCUUUGUCGUAA
This is a messenger RNA of Acaulospora colombiana, 1545 nucleotides long. The record is from the annotation of a GenBank genome assembly. NCBI's taxonomy places the organism in Eukaryota, Fungi, Glomeromycota, Glomeromycetes, Diversisporales, Acaulosporaceae.